AUGGCGACGCGCGCGCGGGACGAGGACGCGGGCGCGCGCGCGAGGACGCGAACGCGCGGAAUCGCGCGAGCGACGACGGCGGGUGACGCGGGAAACGCGCGGCGAGGCGAACGGGCGCGCGCGGCGGCGUGGGGCGAGCGGGGAAGGGACGAGGGAGGGGACGACGCGAGGGACGGGACGGCGACGCGCGGGAGACGCGGCGAACGCGGAGGGCGACGCGGACGUGGCGUCGAGCGCGGGUUCGACGCGUGGGAGCAUCUCACGGCGACGGGGGGGACGAUGGAUCCGAUGGUGGAGGCGCACGAGAUCGAGGACGAUGGGUGGGCGUCGCCGUUCGACGAGGAAAACGACGCGUUCGUGGGGACGCCGGAGCGGGCGGCGGCGCUGGACGAGGAGAUUCGAAGCGUGAAGCCGCAAGGUUUUCAGUCGGUGGGGAGUCAGAGUCGAGAUUCGGGUAAGGUGACGUACGGGUUGAGGCCGCUGUACGGGAAACUGCUGACGAAGAAGAUCAAAGAGUUGGGCGACGCGAGACGACUGGACGCCGUGUUUGAUUUGCUGGAGAUGUCCGCGAUACCGACCACGCCGAAGGGGAGGAAGAUCACGAUGGGUGCGGUGAUCGGGGCGUGCGUGAAGUGCAACGAGCUAGAUACGGCGUACAAGCUCCUGAUGAAGCUCGACGGAGUGUCCGAGUGCGGGGCGGGGGCGCCAGCGUACAGCGCGCUCAUGCUGGGAUACGCCAGACAGGGGCGUCUCACCGAGGCGCUCGGAUUGCUAGAGCAGUGGGAGAAGGGCCGCGGGCCGAAGGAUGGGAAAUUCGGCGUAGGUAAACGCGGAAACAUCGUCUUGCGAGGUUCGUGGAAAUGGUCAAAGGACGACGUGCCAAAGUACGGAAAGCGCGACGACAUGGGAACGCAAUGGCACCCCAAACGAACGGCGACGACGCGCAUGCUCUUCGCCGCGCUCGAUGCGUGUGCGACGAAUGGUGAUGUGCGACGGACGCGCACGUUUAUGAAGCGCAUCACGACGUGGGAAGGACGCGUUCGCGGCGGCGACAACUUUAACGAAGACGAGUAUAUUUGGAACGCGCUCGUCAAGGCGUGCGCCCGAAGCCAGGACGCGUUGGGAUGCUUGAACAUUCUUCCUGAAAUGUCCAAGGCUGGCGUCGAGCCGACCAGAGUGACGUACAACAUCACCAUCUCAGCGUGCGCCAAGGCUGGUCGCCCCGAUUGGUGCCGCGCGUUGCUGCGAAGAAUGGAUAGGAUCAAAGACGCCAACGUGCAUCCGAAUGAAAUUUCGUACACGACGACGUUGGUGGCGGAGACGGCGGCGGCUCGAGACAUUGUCGGUGGUGAAUUCGCGGGUGGCGUCGAUGUGGUGAAGGAUCUUUGGAGUCGUUUCAUAGCAAAGGGUGUGAAGCAAGACGGCAUCGUCGUCGGCGCCUUCGUGAACGCCUUUGUGGCGUACGGAGACAUCGACACCGCUUUGACGGCGCUCGACUUUGGCUACGAGAAGAAGAUGUACAUCAGUCCGAGCGUGUACUUCUCCGCCAUGCGACUGUUGGCGACGAACGGCGACGAGCAAGGGGUACGAAAACUGAGCAGUAAGCUUCAGCGGAAGAACAAGAGCGGCGAGAUCAAAGCCGAGUGCGACAUGUUUGAGGCCGAAGCGUGCGCCGCGGCCGGCAACGUCGAGGGUGCGCGCGCCGCGAUUUUCCGCGUUCAGAAUGGUAACGAAGAGGCUGCGGCUAGGGUAUUUCGCGACCGAUCGUCCGGUGUUCUCGUCGCGCUCUUUGUCCAGGAAGUCCUCGAGUGUGACGCCAACUUCGACAACGCGGCGCAAUCGUUCGAUGAAGAGGACGACGACGGCGCGCAAGAAUUCGAUCCCUUGGACGACGACGUCGUGUUAAAUCACAAUGGUUCGCUCUGUCGAUGGGAAAAGCCGGACGUGUGGAGCGUCACGCAGGCGCUCGACUUACUCGACGGUGCGUGGUCGUACGACGAAUUCGACGAGCAAGGCAUCGGCGCCUCACCGGCGCCUCCACCGCGAGGCGGUUGGGCCAACGCCGUGCAAGUCGGCGCCGUGGAGCCUCUCCUGUUCAAGAAGGGCGUCGCGCCGGGCGAACCGAUCGCAUCCGUGCUUCCAAACGUGGGCGAGUGCAUGCGCCGCGGCGACAUCGUCCGUCGCAGCGACUCUGUCGCCGACGCGCUCGAGUCUUUAGGCGCCAACGUCAACGCCGUCGUCAUCGACGACGAAACUGGCAUCCCCGUCGGCACGUUUCGUCGGGCCGACGGCUGCGUCGGCACCGACAUUACCGUCGGUCAGGUCAUGAGCGCCGCCCCCGAGCGUCUUUCGCUCGACGAAACCACCGUCGGCGACGUCGCCAUGAUGUGCGUUCGCGACUCCGCCGCUUUAAUCGCCGUCGUCGACGAGCAAGGCUGCAUCGUCGGCGCGCUUCGUCAGGACGACGUUCUCACCAACGCGCGCGUCAACGGCGACGACGCCUCGCCCCGUUAG
Molecule: messenger RNA, 2514 nt
Organism: Ostreococcus lucimarinus CCE9901
Lineage: Eukaryota; Viridiplantae; Chlorophyta; Mamiellophyceae; Mamiellales; Bathycoccaceae
Exons: 1
Coding region: 1-2514 (837 amino acids)
Molecular function (GO): protein binding
Source: RefSeq, a predicted model, not a curated record